GUGAUGCUCUGAUGAUACACAUCAGCAGCAGCUUUUUCCAGAAGUUUCCUCGCAGCGGGUUUACAGCACGGCGGCCACAGACGGACACUAUCGUGAAAACACCUUGUUUUGUGUCGUUCAGUUGAAGUUAAGUGACAUUUGUCACCUUGUCUCCGUGAAGAGUAGAAAGUUGUCCACACACUGCGACAACUGAGGGAAGCUAACCUUGACAGUUAGCUAGCCAGCUAUCCUCCGCAGCAGUGACAGCUGCGGCGGCGACCGUGCCCGUUAACCCGGCGGCCCACCAACCACCGUACACGCUGGGUGUGUUGUUUACACUAUCAAGAAACUGAAUUACUUGCGCUUACAAUGUUUUUAUGAAGUGGGAGAAGAAGUGAUCGGUUAUUGUCAUGGGUAAAGAUUACUAUAACGUGCUCGGAAUAGCCAAAGGUGCCACCGAAGAUGAGAUAAAGAAGGCGUACAGAAAACAGGCCCUGCGCUACCAUCCCGACAAGAACAAGUCUCCCGGAGCUGAAGACAAAUUCAAGGAGAUUGCUGAAGCGUAUGAUGUCCUCAGUGAUGCCAAGAAAAGGGACAUAUAUGAUCGCUUUGGAGAAGAAGGACUGAAGGGUUCAGCAGGUGGUGGUGGAGGUGGAGGAGGAGGACACAGCGGUCAAACGUACAACUACACCUUCCAUGGAGACCCUCACGCAAUGUUCGCCGAGUUCUUCGGUGGCCGCAGCCCUUUUGAUCAUUUCUUCUCCCAAAACGGGGAGGAUGACAUGGACAUCAAUGAUCCCUUUGCGCCAUUUGGCAUGGGAAGACUGGGUGGAAUGGGUGGGUUUCACAGGUCCUUUAAAUCCCACCUGGGAGUCCCUCACAGACCGCAUGAGAAAAAGAAGGACCCGCCGGUGAUGCACGAGCUGAAGGUGAGCCUCGAGGAGGUCUUCACAGGCUGCACCAAAAAGAUGAAGAUUUCCCGCAAGAGACUGAACCCGGACGGCUGCACCAUGCGUAACGAAGACAAGAUUUUAACAGUCGACAUCAAGCGUGGCUGGAAAGAAGGGACGAAAAUCACCUUUCCUAAGGAGGGGGAUGAAACUCCGAGCAACAUUCCUGCGGACAUGGUGUUUAUAGUUAAAGAUAAACCCCACCCGGUGUUCAAAAGAGAGGGCUCAGAUAUAAUCUACCCUGCAAAAAUAUCCCUGAGAGAAGCGCUGUGUGGAUGCACAGUCAACGCCCCGACAUUAGACGGCCGGACCAUCACUGUGACCUCGAGAGACAUUGUCAAGCCUGGAAUGAAAAAGCGCAUUGCAGGAGAGGGGCUCCCUCUAUCCAAGUGCCCUGAGAAGAGGGGCGACAUGAUCCUGGACUUUACAGUGAAGUUCCCUGACAAACUGAGCCAAAGCACACGAGAUGCACUCAAGCAGAUCCUGCCACCAUGACUUGAAAUGUGUUCCCUGAAAAAUCUAACAAGUUAACAUUUCCAGCCACACACUCUCCUGUGCGUUUAAGCCUGGACGAAUGAGGCUCAGGGCAGAUCACCAAAUCCAUAUUCUUACCCAGCAUCUAGUCAGUUUAAUGAAGGGAGACAGAGCAGCUGACUUUAUGUUUUAUGUGCACAUUAAGCUGAGUAACAGUGUUAAGUAACAGGCUUCAAGAAGGAAAAGCAAAUAGGUGGAAGUAUAUCGUUUGUAUACGCUGUAGAUAAUGAAAGGUGUCAGGUGAUAGGUUUUGGUUUGGCUACAAAAAAGAGAGCUAGAGUGUUUAUCAGUUGACACUUAAAAGUGUUACGAUUAGUGUUUAUUGUCUCCCCCAGCAGAAAUUUGUCGUGGACAUAAGAGAGAGCACAGGCGACACGGCCACAUACAUAUACGGUCAAUCUACAAUGAACACACAGUGUUUUAUUUAUUUCUCAUUCUACGGUGCGGUUUUACCUACAUUUCUCAACAGGACAUGAUUUUUGGUUUAGGCUUAAAUACAGUGUGAAUCAUGAGAGGUGAAAACAUCGGAUGUGAUCCUCGUUAUUAGCACCAGUACUGACUGUAUGAAGCAGACGGCCAGAUGUUACAGAUCAAUGUUAUAAAAUACACUUUUUGUGUCUAUGUCAAUAUGUCAGUUGUCAACAGUAAUAGUCACAGCAGGCCGCCAGUUUUUUGGGCCGCACUCCAAUAACGGACUAGGAGAAUAUAAUUAAAACAUGCACAUGCCUUAAAAAAAAUUAUGAUGUAGGGAUAUCUCCAGUUAUGAUUUAGCAGAGAUAUGAAGUUACAGUUAUGUAACCUCCAGAUUUUUAAUUUAGGAAAGAGAGAGCACUGAUCAGUACUUUGCAUUGUCAGAUUUCUAAGUUUAGAUAUCAAAUUUAUAUUGGGAGAGAAUAAAAAGUAUUGGUGUUUAACGCACCACACCUUGCAAAAUGUUUACCUUUCCAAUACCUUAUUUGUCUGGGAGUGCACCGCUUAUUGUAUGUAAAAUAUCUUUUGGAAGACUUUUGUGCCAAAUAAUUGUCCCUAUGUAAUUAUAAAAUGUGUGUGUGUCUAUAAGUACGUUGAGAGCAUGUGUGUAUCCUGUCACGUGUGAACAAACUCCCAAAAAGUAUUUACUGCAAUUGUACCAUUUGAAGAUGCUAAACAUACAGUAUGUGUGAUAUUUCAGUUCUUUAUCACUCUUUAAGGCUCUUAAAGUCUUAAAGCCAGUGAGUCUUUUCUGUUUUUUUUUUUUUUAUACCAAACUUGGUAUUAGUUUGGUCCCGGCUAAAUAUUGCAUAUAAUGUUAAAAGAAGUUUUAACUUCCCGACAUAAGGCCUGCAGAAUAUAUUUUUGUUUUGUGUUCAAGUUUGUACGUGAAAGUUCUCACUUCAAGAUGUACAGCAUCUGGAAUAAUGUGUCACAUUCAGCUCUGUGCACCUUUGACUGAUGUUUGUGAAUCAGUUGGUUCAUUUUCACAUUUGAGUUAUUUUUGGUGUUUACUGCUCCUGCUGGAGUUUUAAGUUCCUAACAUGUGGUUUAACAUGAAUGUAGAGAUGUGUAAUCUCUGUAAUGUGUAACUUUUUUUGUUUUAAAAUAGGACAUUUGUUUUUAUGGCAUUUUCCUUUUUAAAGGGGAAAAAAGUGU
Molecule: messenger RNA, 3092 nt
Organism: Plectropomus leopardus (leopard coralgrouper)
Lineage: Eukaryota; Metazoa; Chordata; Actinopteri; Perciformes; Serranidae
Gene: dnajb1a
Product: DnaJ heat shock protein family (Hsp40) member B1a
Biological process (GO): negative regulation of transcription by RNA polymerase II
Cellular component (GO): cytosol
Molecular function (GO): transcription corepressor activity; Hsp70 protein binding
Source: RefSeq, a predicted model, not a curated record